UGACGUGAGCGGACAAAGGCAGCGCGCCGCGAGGUGUCUGCCUGGUUAGGUCCGAUCCAGGCGGUUGUUGCCUCUAGGUCUUCGCUGCUGCGCCGCCCUCUCUUCCUCGUCCCUCUCUCGGGUCCCGGGAGCCGCCCCCGGGUUUCCCCCGCGAGAGGCCGGGGUAAGGAGGCGCUCAGUUCGGAGCCGGCACACGGCGUGCCCGUUACCUGGGAGUUGCUGUCAUCGUUCCCCUUGGACACGGCCCCAGGCCUGGCCGGACAGGCCCGCCGCCGGGAGACCUUGCAGCCAAGAGCAUCCUGCCAUUCUCCUAUGUCCAACUGCAGACACACAGAUCCGAGGAGAACAGGCCCUGCCCCGCAGGCUGCGAGGAGGAGGAGGUGCUGGGCUAAUGGUGCUGAAAGUCAUGACCCUGCCUGGGAAGCUAAACCCCGGAGGGCCGGCGAGGCAGAGAGAGAGGAGAGCCAGGCAAGGAGGCGCCACUGCGGAGCUGCAGCAGACACAGUGGGAGACAGUAUGACGAGCAAGGUGAUAGAAGACGAGAAGCAAUUCUACUCCAAGGCCAAGACGUACUGGAAGGAUGUCCCCCCGACGGUGGACGGCAUGCUCGGGGGGUACGGCCACAUCUCCAGCAUCGACAUCAACAGCUCCCGGAAGUUCCUGCAGAGGUUUCUGAGGGAAGGCCCCAACCCGACGGGGACCUCCUGCGCCCUGGACUGCGGCGCCGGCAUUGGCAGGAUCACCAAGCGGCUGCUCCUGCCGCUCUUCCGGGCGGUGGACAUGGUGGACGUGACGGAGGACUUUCUGGCGAAAGCGAAGACCUACCUGGGUGAGGAGGGCAAGAGGGUGAGGAACUACUUCUGCUGCGGCCUCCAGGACUUCAGCCCGGAGCCCAACUCCUACGACGUCAUCUGGAUCCAGUGGGUGAUAGGCCACCUGACCGAUCAGCACCUGGCCGAGUUCCUGCGGCGCUGCAAGCAGGGCCUGCGCCCCAACGGCAUCAUCGUCAUCAAAGACAACAUGGCCCAGGAGGGCGUGAUCCUGGACGAUGUGGACAGCAGCGUCUGCCGGGACCUCGAGGUGGUCCACGGCAUCGUCCGCAGCGCCGGCCUCAGCCUCCUCGCCCAGGAGCGGCAGGAGAACCUCCCCGACGAGAUCUACCAUGUCUACAGCUUGGCCCUGAGAUGAGCCGGGCCGCAGGGCAAGAGGGGCCGGCGGGGGCGGACAGCUGGCAGCCAGGUGCCAUCAGAGGCUCAUGCCGACGGUUUGCAGGAGCUGAGUGAGGCCAGUAAAUGUACCUGCCCGCCAUCCACUGGCCAUACAGGCUCUUUGUAACCGCAGGACCCACCGGGAGGCGUGCCAUCCAAUGGGCAGAGGCAGGCGCCUGGCUCCGCUGCCCUCGGGUGGGGCCUGGGCAGUGCGGGUCUGUGGGGUAUGGCGACCAGAGGAAGAGAACCCUGACCCCGGCUGAGGACACGGCCUCCGGGGAGAGGCGCGGCCGCUGUAUCACAGCUGGUGGCAGGUUCCUGUUCCAAGUCCUCUGGUGAUGGGCCCUGGUGUCCCUAACGUGGUGGUCACAGCAGCCUGCAGCCGGCAGAGGCCCACGGCUCACUUCUGGCCGUGCCUUGUAGUUCCUCCUUGGCGGACGUUUCCAGUCAGAAAUAAAAAGGGUGAAUCCCUGUGUUGGAAGGCC
Messenger RNA from Myotis daubentonii (Daubenton's bat), 1693 nucleotides. RefSeq names its product N-terminal Xaa-Pro-Lys N-methyltransferase 1 (gene NTMT1). Gene Ontology annotation, molecular function: N-terminal protein N-methyltransferase activity. Lineage: Eukaryota; Metazoa; Chordata; Mammalia; Chiroptera; Vespertilionidae. The record is from RefSeq and is a predicted model, not a curated record. Gene Ontology annotation, cellular component: cytoplasm.